GCGGCGGCCCGGCCCCCCGGCCCGGCUGGAGUUGUGUAACGGGGCCCGCGGGGCCGCGCCGCCGGGAGGAGCCGCGGGGGAACGAGUGCUUGCAGGAAGAGGAGCAGCACAGCUGGUUGAGGUGGUGACGCUCUGACUUCUCUCCUCUGGCAGAUCCCCCCCUGCAGAGAUGCUCGGCGGCGGGACAGUCGUGACCACCGGUUGCGUGCCGUCCUCUUUUUGGGGGGACACGUUGUAAAGACCCCAAAGUGUCAGCCAAGCAACUCUUGAGGGAUCGUGUAACCCAAAAGCCAAGGGUUCCCUUCCUCUUUUAGUGGGUCUGAGGAGGACAGCCAGGAUGCUGCAUCGCACUAUUCACCUUUUCCGGAAAGGACUUCGGCUUCAUGACAACCCGGCGCUGCUGGCUGCCCUCGAGUCCUCGGAGGCCAUCUACCCCGUCUACAUCCUGGACAGAAAGUUCAUGACAUCCGUGAUGCACAUAGGGGCCCUGCGGUGGCAUUUUCUGCUGCAGUCCCUGGAGGAUCUCCAGAAAAACUUGUCUCAGCUGGGCUCCUGCUUGCUGGUUAUUCAAGGAGAAUACGAGUCUGUUCUUAGAGAUCAUGUCCAGAAGUGGAAUAUCACGCAAGUGACUCUGGAUGCGGAGAUGGAACCGUUUUACAAGGAGAUGGAGGCCAACAUACGACGUCUGGGAGAAGAGCUGGGCUUUGAGGUCCUUUCCCUGGUGGGCCACAGUCUGUACGACACCAAACGGAUUUUGGACCUAAACGGCGGUUCUCCCCCAUUAACAUACAAGAGAUUCCUUCACAUUCUGUCUCUGCUCGGUGACCCCGAGGUGCCUGUCCGAAACAUUACAGCUGAAGACUUCCAGAGGUGUAGGGCCCCCGAGCUGUGCCUGGCUGAGUGUUACAGGGUGCCUCUCCCUGUGGAUUUGAAGAUCCCCCCGGAGAGCCUUUCCCCCUGGAAAGGAGGGGAGACCAAAGGGCUGCAGCGCCUGGAGCAACACUUGACUGACCAGGGCUGGGUGGCAAGUUUUACUAAACCAAGAACAAUCCCAAAUUCGCUGCUUCCAAGCACCACGGGCCUGAGCCCGUAUUUCAGUAUGGGCUGUCUGUCAGUUCGCACCUUUUUUUAUAGGUUGUCAAACAUUUAUGCUCAGGCCAAGCAUCACUCUCUGCCCCCAGUGUCACUGCAAGGGCAGCUUUUGUGGAGGGAAUUCUUCUAUACGGUGGCAUCAGCAACACCAAACUUCACCAAAAUGGCUGGGAACCCCAUCUGCCUUCAGAUCAGUUGGGAUGAGGACGCAGAGAGGCUCCACAAAUGGAAAACGGCACAGACAGGGUUCCCGUGGAUUGAUGCGAUUAUGACCCAGCUGCACCAGGAAGGUUGGAUCCAUCACCUUGCUCGGCACGCUGUCGCCUGCUUCCUGACACGGGGGGACCUUUGGAUCAGCUGGGAAGAGGGCAUGAAGGUGUUUGAAGAGCUGCUUCUAGAUGCUGACUACAGCAUCAACGCAGGGAACUGGAUGUGGCUGUCGGCCAGCGCAUUCUUCCACCAGUACACCCGGAUCUUCUGCCCCGUCCACUUCGGGAGGCGCACGGACCCCGAGGGGCAAUACGUCCGCAAAUACUUGCCUGUACUAAAGAACUUUCCCUCUAAGUACAUCUAUGAGCCCUGGAUGGCAUCUGAAGAGGAGCAGAAGCAAGCGGGAUGUAUCAUAGGUCGAGAUUACCCCUUCCCGAUGGUGAACCACAAAGAAGCCAGUGAUCACAACCUACAGCUGAUGAAACAGGUCCGCGAGGAGCAGUACGGAACAGCCCAGCUGACGAGAGAUGAUACAGAUGACCCAAUGGAAAUGAAGGUAAAACGUGACGACUCUGAAGAAAAAGUUUCAAAAAGAAAAGUGGCCAGGAUGACAGAAUAAACCAAGUUCCCCUCAGGGAUUAUCUGUUGGGAACCAAAAAGCGGCAGAAGGGGAGAGCCAGAGGCCAGCUGAACUGGACAAACUGUACUCAGGACUUUGCCCUGCGGAUGGUGACUCCUGCUUGUAAACUGGCCUCCAAAAAAAGUGGUGUAUCUUCAGGUGUUAGCGCAGUUAUCUUGAAUGAAAUUGUCUGUGAGUGGCUUACAAGCAGUUUGCUGCAGCUGUAGGGUAAAUUCAAGAGGUGACUGGUUUUAACAGGACAUGAUGCUAUAGUAUUGUUCAAAUCCACUUGACGUUCGUGUGUCUGUAUAAAUAAUUGUAGUGAUAAGUACUAGUCUUUCCAGCUUAUUCCAGCAGAUAAAUGUUGGUUGAAGAAUAUAUGCACAUUAAUGUGAUCGUGCAUUAGUGUUAAAAGCUUGAUCUGCCUGUGUUGUAGAGACAGAGGCUUAGGGAUUUUCAGAUACAGUUUUUAAAUUCACAGUGUGUGCUUGCAGUGCCCUGUUUGGGGAGAUAAAGCAGAAUGCAGCCCCUUGUGGGGUUGCGUGUCAUUCUUAUGACCCAAAUGGGACUUGUUCUGCAUGCUAAGGGCAACAUUGCAAAACAUCUCACUGAAUUAGGGCUGAUGUAUGACUUUGCCAUAACUCACCUUCUUGGCUAAUUCCUCUAGAACUGUGGGGUGAAUAUUAUUUCUAUCAUGUAGCACAUGUAAAAAGUUAUCCUUUCGUUGAAAUGUCUUGUGAAGUUUCACAAGGCUGGAUUAGUCAAUUAUCUUUGUUGUGGUUGGGGUUUUGGUGGGGAGGGGAGUGGAGUGGGUUUUUAAUCAUUGUAGGUACUAUUUUUAGUCUUAAAAGAAGUAAAAAUUAUUUCUGACGUGAAAAAUGUAAGGUCACUAGAGCAAUGCAUUAUCACAGUUGGUAUCCAUCUAUCCUUUUUGGAAGCCUGGCUGCAAGGCAGCUCUGGGACUGUCAGACGGAUGCGAGAGGCUGGCAGCGGGCUCAUGGAGGUGCUGAUGUUACUUGUCAUCUCAGCUCUUCAGCAGAACUAGUAAUCUGCAGGAUGGCAAGGAUGAGAGGCAGCUGUGGAACCCUUUGUGAGAGGGAGAAGGUCAGUGCAGUGCUGGUUACUCUGGGGAAGACGGCUGCUGCUCUGGAGCCUCCCGGCAUCCAUCCCCUUUUUAGUUGGGUUCCUUCCUGUGCUGAAAGGGAGUUGGGGCCUCCGUGCCUGCGGUGCUGUCAGCCGGUGCAGGCGGCCGGAGGAAUGCAGAACUGGUUCUUGCCUCGUGUUUUAAGGCACAGUCAUUGCCUUCAAGCCCAAAAUGGGCUGGACUCUGGGUCCCUCAAACAGUUCUACCUUGGAGUGCUCUGUGUCACCGGAGUUCCGUUGUGAGUCCUGGGAGCCGCCUGGUAGAGCAGCAGACAGGACCGUCAGCAGCUGCCGAGUAUCUUUUGCUGUUCAGCAUCGCCGCUAAUGUUGUGGCACAGGAGAUGUGUGGUCUUUUGUUACCAGCUGGGGUUUAACCAUGACAAAUCCAAAUCAUCCUCUCAAAGAGAAGACCGGAGUAGCAUUUAAUGAAUAAACAACUUGUCAGUUCUGCACACAAGUAUCUGCUUUCAUUAGACACGCAGUGAGCUCAAAGUCAAACCCAAAUGGUGCUGGAUGAACAGGCAGGAAAAGGAGACACAGUUGAGCUGGGCUUCCCCAAACUGCAUCAAAAUUGAUGUUUGUGUGAAGUCUGUGGGUCUGUGUUGCAAUUUGGGGGAAGCUGAGUUAUACCUCACUCAACAUGUUUGAAUUUAGCGCGAGGAAAAAAUUAUGAGUAUGAAAAAAACUCCGAGAAAUAUUUAGUUUAGUUUCUUAUACAUGAAAAAGGCAAAGAUGUACCUUUCUGUUAACAGAGGCUGGAGUACUUUGCCAGUUCACCGGGAGCUUGAAAGGCUUGACAAGAAUUGCCUAAAUCUGAACAAACCUGAGGUCCCCAGAAGCCCAGCUGGCCUCCUCUCGCAAUAAAAACUGAAUGGUAAAUUCUUCUUGGGAACGGAGAUCCCGCUGUGGGCAGGAUCGUACCACAGAGAAAACAAGCUGCUCGGAUCAGCAGCUCCCAUCUAACUGAGCAAAGCAUCUGCAGGGCACAAGGCUAAGGGAUCGACUGGUGAACUUUAAAUCACUUUUCAG
Falco peregrinus (peregrine falcon) is the source of this 4093-nucleotide messenger RNA. RefSeq names its product cryptochrome-1-like. Bases 338 to 1921 code for a protein of 527 amino acids. Gene Ontology annotation, biological process: circadian regulation of gene expression; entrainment of circadian clock by photoperiod. The record is from RefSeq and is a predicted model, not a curated record. Gene Ontology annotation, cellular component: nucleus; cytoplasm. The transcript has 12 exons. Gene Ontology annotation, molecular function: FAD binding; DNA binding. NCBI's taxonomy places the organism in Eukaryota, Metazoa, Chordata, Aves, Falconiformes, Falconidae.